GCCCGCUCGUGGCCCGUUCGAUUUAGGCCCGCUCGGUCCUGGCCCGAGAAGAAAAGAGUCCGGUCCGGGCCCAGAAAUUCAGACCGAAAAAAAUCGGUCCGGUCCGGUCUUUAACCGGGCCGAACGAAAAGACCGAGCCCAAUAACAACAAAACGAGUGGCCUCCUCCAGCCCUCCUCGUUGCACGGUCGUUUCCUCCUCCGCUCCUCGCUCCUCCGCUCCUCGUAGAAGAACGGCGGCUCCUAACCCUAAGGCGACGGCGCCGUCGUCCGCUCCUCCGCGUCCUCUCUCCUUCACCGACGACGACGAGUCGACGACGACGUCUCCUGUUAGUCCAAGCUGGAGGGUCGUCCUCACGUCGGGGUCGCAACAAGACCACGCCGUCGAUCCCGCCUCCCCUGGUUCCUCGCCGAGCGCCACGAGGAGGAAGAGGGAAUGGUGAAGGGAAAAGGAGCGGCUGGUAAGGAGAAGGAGAAUGGGAAGGCGAAGACAAAGGCGAAGAGCGUUAAUUACCUAAUUAGGCAAGAUUCGCCGCUGCCUCCGCCGGUUCCGAGGAAGGGCAAGCAUAAGGCGCGGAUUAGGAAGGCAAAAGAAUUUCCCAAUGCCCCAACGGGAGAGUUUAUUUGUAGCAUAAAGAAACACCCUCCGCCUCCUCCGCGUCUCCCCGAUCGCACCGGUGCCGGUGUGCAUGCCGCGGAAGCCGCUGCCUCAUGUUAGUCAUGUGCUACACGACGAGGAGAAGGAGGAGGACGCCGAGGACGAGGAUGCCGAGGACGAGGACGCCGAGGACGAGGACAAGGAAUAUGACGAGCAGAAUCUGUUUGUGGUCCCGCCAUUGCAAGGAGGUGGUGAUAUGUCGGAUGAUGAUACAUCAGAUGGGUACAAGGAAUCAGCUGAUGAACUAGAAGGUGGUGACACUAUGUCCGAGGAAUCACUUGUGCAUGUCGUCUCUAGUGAGGACUCUGAGGAGGAAGCAAGAGAAAGGAAGAAGAAAAAGAACAAGAGGCCAAGAGUCAAUGCUCCUGUUAGAGCAAUAUCAGAUGUUUGGGCCCAUUUUCACAAGGUCAAGGAGCCAUCGUUGAAGAACCUCGGACAAAUUGUGUUGAAGGCUUGUUGCAAUUAUUGUCCAAAUAAAUAUGCGUAUGAGAAAGGUGGCAGCACCUCAACUAUUGGAAGGCAUCAUUUGAAAUGUUUGAAUUACAAGGCCAAGAUGGCUAGGGCUGCCAUCCAAACAACUCUUGAAUAGCGCAAAACCAAUGGUACAUCAAGUGUUCCAACGAUGAGCCCCUCCAUUGAUUAUGACCAAGGAAUCAUCAAGGAGCUUAUUGCUAAGAUGAUAUGUGUGCAUGAGUAUUCAUUUAGAAUGGUUGAACAUGAGUGGUUCAACAUUCUAAUGAAGUGCAUGAAUCCAAAUUAUAAAUCCAUUGGAAGGAAGGCAAUACGAGCCGAGUGCUUGAGGGUUUACAAGAAAGAAAAAGAGGUGCUUAAAUCUGUCCUAAGGGGUGUGAGCUCCAUAUCUCUAACCACGGAUUUAUGGACAAGCAACCAAACCUUAUCUUACAUGUGUGUGGUUGCACACUAUAUAGAUGAUAAUUGGAAGAUCCAAACCCGUGUACUUGGUUUCCUAGAGUUGGAUCCUCCUCACCCUGGAAUUGUCAUUGCAGAUGCUCUCUAUGCGUGUGUGAAAGAUUGGAAUAUUGAGACAAAAAUUAUGUCCAUCACACUAGACAACGCUUCAAACAAUGAUGGUGCAAUCGAAGCUUUGAAGGCCAAGUUACCCGUUGUGGAGGAGAUCAAUGAUUAAAUUUGUGUUAUGUUCGAACUUGUCGAGUAAUGAACUAUGAAUUUGUGUUAUAUUCAACUUGUCAAUUGACAUGGACUCUAAAUUGUCAUUGCAAGUUUGUAAUCGUGAUAUUUGUGCUAUGAAUCUUAUUUGUGCU
Molecule: messenger RNA, 1939 nt
Organism: Hordeum vulgare subsp. vulgare (domesticated barley)
Lineage: Eukaryota; Viridiplantae; Streptophyta; Magnoliopsida; Poales; Poaceae
Product: histone chaperone ASF1-like
Exons: 4
Coding region: 688-1245 (185 amino acids)
Molecular function (GO): DNA binding
Source: RefSeq, a predicted model, not a curated record